Ilex paraguariensis (yerba mate) is the source of this 474-nucleotide messenger RNA. Lineage: Eukaryota; Viridiplantae; Streptophyta; Magnoliopsida; Aquifoliales; Aquifoliaceae. The record is from the annotation of a GenBank genome assembly.
AUGACGGGCAUUUUAAAGCCAUCGGGUUCGUUCACCAUCACGCCACACAAGGUCUCCAUCUGCAUCCUUCUACAAGUAUACGCUCCGCCUGCUCAAAUCUCAGUCCCAUUCCCUUUCUCGUCUGUUGCCCAGCACAACCGCCUCGGCUUGUUCUUAUUAGCGCUCACCAAGUCAUGUGAUGAUGUUUUGGAGCCAAAGCUUGAUGAGCUUAUGACUCAAUUGAGGGAAAUUGGUGGCUUACUGAAUCAUUGGUUAAGUGAUCAUUUAACUCAUAAGUUGUCAUCAUUUUCGGCGCCUGACGACUUGUUUAACUUUUUCAGUGAUUUACGAGGCAUUCUUGGGGGCCCGGAUUCGAGCGUUUUGGAUGAUGAUCUGAUCAUGUUGGAUCCCAGUAGCAACCUUGGAAUGUUUCUCCGUCGUUGCUUGCUUGCCUUCAAUCUUUUGGUGUUUGAGACACACCAUAUGGGGGCUUAG